Vanrija pseudolonga is the source of this 4812-nucleotide messenger RNA. RefSeq names its product Target of rapamycin complex 1 subunit mip1 (gene mip1). Bases 196 to 4665 code for a protein of 1489 amino acids. Gene Ontology annotation, cellular component: TORC1 complex; cytoplasm. Gene Ontology annotation, molecular function: protein-macromolecule adaptor activity; protein binding. NCBI's taxonomy places the organism in Eukaryota, Fungi, Basidiomycota, Tremellomycetes, Trichosporonales, Trichosporonaceae. The transcript has 6 exons. The record is from RefSeq and is a predicted model, not a curated record. Gene Ontology annotation, biological process: positive regulation of protein serine/threonine kinase activity; cellular response to starvation; TOR signaling.
CCAACCCUCUCUCUACACACACUCACAUUCAUCUCACUAUCAGGACAUUAUAAUCACCUCAAUCACCUCGCAGCGACUGGUUCAUAUGGCACUGCACUCGCAUUGCUACAACGAGUAUCUUUAAUCGCACUCGACACAUUCAACUUGUAAUCUCACCCCCUCCCACCCUCCUUUAGGCGGCCGCCGCUCACGACAAUGGCGGUCACCCAACCUCCUUCCCUCCCUUACAUUCGGGACGAAGCUUCGACAUCUCAGCAACUUUCGGCCUACCCCAGCUACCCUGCCCACGAGGAAUACGAGGCAGAGCGCGAUCUCGGAGAUCACCUAGAGGAAGAGGAUGCUGAACAAGUUGCCGCAACCCAGUAUUGGUCAACCAAGCGUCACUCGAGUCGCCAGGGCAAGUCCAAGACGGACGAGGAGACGGCCCUCCCUUGGAGAUUGCGAUCGAGGCUCAAGACGGUCAACGGUGGCCUAUUCCUAUGCCUGAACAUUGGCGUCGACCCACCCGACAUCGUCAAGACCAACCCGGCGGCCAAGACCGAGUGCUGGAUUGACCCCACAAGCCUGCCAUCCAACAAGGCGAUUGACGCUAUUGGGAGAAGCCUCCAGCAGCAGUUUGAGACACUGAAUCCCAAAGUGCGGUACAAACCUGCCCAGGACCCUGCAAUUGAGGAGACGAAGAAAGUCUGUGUCGGCCUUCGCAAGAAUGCGCGUGACGAACGGACCUUGUUCUACUACAACGGACACGGCGUACCAAAGCCGACAUCUGGCGGUGAAAUCUGGGUGUUCAACAAGAGCUACACUCAGUAUAUCCCUGUCAGUCUAGUUGACCUGCAGGAAUGGCUGGGAAGCCCCUGUAUUUACGUCUGGGAGUGCUCUGGUGCUGGGAGUAUCAUCACCAACUUCAAGCAGAGUGCGCGUCGGCGAGACGAGGAGAUCCGGCAGGCAAACGCCGCGUCAAACGGUGGCGUAAACCAUGACCUCCCAGGCUCGCUCUUCUCCGAGUCGAUCCACCUCGCGCCUUGUUCGGCAAACCAGGUCUUGCCCAUGUCGCCCGACCUUCCGGCAGACCUCUUCACCUGUUGCCUUACUUCGCCAAUCGAGACUGCCCUUCGCUUCUUUGUCCAGCAAGACCCGCUGAAACGUAACAUCCACAGCAGUAGCGAUGACCCCCGAUCUCGGCUGAACGUGGACAUGGUGAUGAAGAUCCCUGGUGAUCUCAAGGAUCGCCGCACGCCUCUUGGUGAACUCCAGUGGAUUUUCACAGCCGUUACCGACACCAUUGCAUGGUUGUCGUUCCCUCGCGAGACGUUUAUGCGCCUGUUCCGACAGGAUUUGUUGGUGGCAGCCUUGUUCCGCAACUACCUCCUGGCGCAGCGCAUCAUGACGACGUACCACUGCACGCCUAUCUCGCACCCCGAGCUUCCAUCGACACACAAUCACCCCCUGUGGGACUCUUGGGACCUCGCUGUGGACGCCUGCCUGGCCCAGCUCCCCGACCUCCUCGAUCAAGAGGCUGCGCGCGAAGCGGCACCCCAGCUGGCAAUCCCACCACUGGUCUACAAGCCAUCAUCCUUCUUUGCCCAGCACUUACAGGCAUUUGAAGUGUGGCUCGACCGUGGUGGUGGCUCGGUCAACAACAAUCUGGCCAAGCAGAUUGUGCGCAAGGAGCCUGAGCAGCUACCCAUUGUGCUCCAGGUCCUGUUGUCGCAAGCUCAUCGCCUGCGAGCGCUCAUCCUACUAUCGCAAUUCGUCGACCUCGGCCCAUGGGCUGUGAACAUGGCGCUCUCUAUUGGCAUCUUCCCCUAUGUCCAGAAGCUGCUCCAGUCACCAGCAGCCGAGCUCAAGCCGGUGCUCAUCUUCAUCUGGGCUCGCAUUCUCGCUGUGGACAAGUCCUGCCAGAUGGACCUUCUCAAGGAGAACGGCUACAACUACUUUGCCCAGAUCUUGGCGCCGUACCCCGUCUCUGGCCAGCCCCUGGUGAUUCCAAAUGCCAACGAGCACCGUGCGAUGUGCGCGUUUAUCCUCGCCAUGUUGUGCCGCAACUUCCGGGCCGGACAAACCGCUUGCCUGUCUUACAACGUCUUCGACCACUGUCUGGCAAGGCUACAGGAAGACGACUGGCUAUUGCGCGCGUGGUGUCUCCUCUGCAUCGCGCAGAUGUGGGCCGACAACGACGAGGGCAAGGCGCUGGGCAUCUCCCACGGCCGCCAGGAGAUUAUGAUGCAGGCUCUGCACAACACGGCCGCGGAGGUUCGAGCGGCUGCACUGUACGCAUUCGGUACCUUCCUUGGCGCGUCCAGUGCCCCCAUCAACUCGGCGGAGCCGCGCGGCGGUGGCGGCAUGGGUGCUCAGAUCAGCAUGGCCGAGCAUGAGCAGCUCGAGCUGGAAGCCGGUCUCGCGUACGCCUGUAUGAUGGCGGUCAAGGAAGACGCUAGCCCCAUGGUUCGCAAGGAGCUCGUUGUCGUCAUUUCUUGUGUCGUCCGCGAGUGGCGCGGCUGGUUUGUCGCGGCAGCAUGGUGUUACUACGAACAGGAGGCCGCACUCGAGCACUCGGACGCCGGAUCCGAUGACGAGCCGGACAUUGUCCAGGAGGCUCUCGAGGCUUGGGUUUCAAGCGAAGACCUCUCGCCAGAGGCUCACCAGGUCAAUCUUACCCUUCUUAGCUCCUUCAAGACGCUGUUUGAAACGCUCAUGGACUUGUCGGUUGACCCUCAUCCCGAGGUUGCCGGUACCGCAUCAACUGUGGUCGACUACAUCGUCGCUCUUCUGUUGGACUCCUCGUUCAACCGUGUUCCCGACACCGCGCUCAAGGGUCUCAACCGACCCAAGGUUGGUGCCCGAUUCGCGCAGGCAUCACAAGCGGAGCCCCCACGAUCGCCAUCGAACAGCACCCACUUAGCCAAGUCGGACGGCCUGUCACCUGUUAAUGGCGGCUUGAAACGCAACACCUCGUUUGGUGGUGCCCUUCGAAGCUUAGCAUCGUUAACUGGCCUUCUUCCAGCCGAAAUCCCAGAGGAAACUCAGGCCCCGGUCGAGACAGUGACGCGCACAGAUGUGGAGCAAUCCCAAUACGGAGCACAGUUCUACAAAUCGCCCUACCCAGACUCGACACACCAGAGAGUGCUCCCAGACGGGGUUGCCCGCGGCGGAGUUCUGGGCACCCGUGUUCGCCACCAGGUCGACCCCACUGCUGUGACGGCUGUGUCGGUUAUCGAAGCCCUGGUGGAGGAGGAUAUGGAGCGCCUCCGACAGCGCCGACUCCGUGGUACCCAGGCCGGUGGCGACGCCGAUGGCAGACUAGCGAACAAUGGUCUGUCUCGUCCCAACGAUCUUGGCCUCGGCAUGGUCGCCGCCGAGGUCAAGGAUGAUGUCGUACCGCUCCGCAGUGGUUUCUUCGACUGGGCCGUCGAGUACUUCCGCGAACCACAGAUGAAGAAGCCCGACACGGAUGAGCCUGGAAGUGUCAGCUACAACCAGCAAGCGUGGCGACACAGCCGCAACGAGAUGCAGAUCCAGCGCUCAAGAGUCAACGAGGACCAUGCCGCCCACCACCGCUGGGACACGGAUGCAGGAACAAUCCACAACGACGCCUGGCCGCUUCAGCUUGCCUUCCACAGCCAUGAGCCCCUUCUGGCCGUCACCGACGACGAGGACAAGAUCUGUAUCUGGGACUGGACAACACGGACCAAGAUCAACAAGUUCAGCAACCACAACCUACGGGGUAGCAGCAUCUCUAGCGUGCACUUCAUCAACGAGACUGCGUCGUCUCUAAUGCUCACCGCGUCUACUGAGGGCAGCAUUAGAGUGUGGCGUGACUACGAUAUCCCUGGCGAGACCAACCUGGCCACGACAUUCCGAGCCGUUUCAGACAUCUUCCCCGUGGGCCACCACAGCGGAGUCUUGACCUCAUGGGAGCAGCGUCGUGGUCACUUGCUUGUUGGAGGCGACAUGCGUGUCAUUCGUCUUUGGGACGCCCACGUGGAACGCCAUGUGCGCGAUAUUCCAACACAGGCUGGCGCCAACCUGACCGCCAUUGCUGCCGACGAGCCUGACGGCAACGUCUUUGUUGCGGGCUUUGGUGACGGUGUCGUUCGCCUCUUUGAUAAGCGUAUCGAUGACGCUGCCGCAACCGCCAUCCGUACUUGGCGCCAGCACCACACGUGGAUCCAGUCGGUGCACAUCCAGCACCGAGGCUACCGUGAGGUCGUGACUGGAAGCAUGAACGGCGAGGUGCGCAUCUGGGACAGCCGUGUGCCGGACACGCCGCUGUACGAGCACAACGUCCAGCCCCAGGGCCUCCAGGCGCUCGCCGUUCACUCUGGCGCGCCCGUGUUUGCAACCACAUCUGCUCCAACACCACACUCCACGCGCCAGCGUCUCGUCGUGCAGGGCUUUGCGACGCCCGAGAAGCCCAAGCGUCUCUCCGCCAUCGACAUUGCCCUGGCACCCACCACGUAUCAGGCCCACCAACACUCGCGCGCCAGCUUCAUGCCGAGCGCCGCGAGCCUCGUCUUCCACCCCGUCGAGAUGGUUCUCGCGGCCAGUGGCUACGACUCGUCGGGCAAUGUGCGGCUCUUCAAGUGCCGCACGCCCGAGGGGCCGCUGAUUGAAAACGGAACAUAUGGAGCUAAUGGCACUGCCAACGGCUACCGCUACAACUAAACCGCCUCCUUGUUUGUGAAAAGCUUGUCUGGGCCGGACAAGCCUGUCUCGUCGUGAGUUGUAUGCAAGAAGAGCAUUAUGCCCGCAUUAGAUAUCCCCCAAAAGACCCCGUCUACAGUCGUAUCGAAGUCGUAAACUACAAGGGCA